Messenger RNA from Oncorhynchus mykiss (rainbow trout), 7040 nucleotides. RefSeq names its product rho guanine nucleotide exchange factor 11. Gene Ontology annotation, biological process: G protein-coupled receptor signaling pathway. The record is from RefSeq and is a predicted model, not a curated record. Gene Ontology annotation, cellular component: cytoplasm. NCBI's taxonomy places the organism in Eukaryota, Metazoa, Chordata, Actinopteri, Salmoniformes, Salmonidae. Gene Ontology annotation, molecular function: guanyl-nucleotide exchange factor activity; G protein-coupled receptor binding.
GUUGGUGGCGUCUCUUUUGUUUGUCUUGCUCUUUGGAAAUGGUGUGAUUUCCAUACACAACCACCACUUUAUGGGAGAGAAGGACUUGCUACUGGAUUUAGGUGGGUGGAAAACAACAUAAUAUGGAUCAUCGGCCUGAAGGCUACAGCUAAAUACAUGAACAUAUUCAUGCAAUCAGAAAUGUGGAUUAAUCGAGGAAUGCGAGGGAGUAUGGGACAAUGGAAUCUCACCCUAUGGAAUUCAGCAGUUUGAUCACAUGAAGCGAGUUGUUUGGGAAGGAGAGACGUCGCCUGCAUCUACCUAUAAAGCUAAGCCGAAUCGAAUGGACUGUAUUUUGAGAGCAAGACAUCCAAGUUGAUUGUACAAGUAAUAGGAUACUGGAUAUAUCUUUACAUUCCAGAGGGGUAACUGGCCUCUGUCUGCAUUUCAGAUGCUAGCUAGCCAAUGCAUUCGAGUGGCAGACUAGUUUAGCUAGUUCUCCAUUGCUGCUCGCCAUUGCUCCCUGUCGCGUCGGCGUCAUAGCCGAUGAGAACGCUCUUGUGUCCAAUCACAGUUUUCACGUGAUGUCGCGGAUGGCUUUUGGCCUCUAUCGGAAUUAGCUUGUUAGUAGCCUGCCAGCCAUUAUUUGCUUAUCACAACAAAAUAUUAUCUACAACAGUGAGUGUUGCAGAAAGAGACCCCAUUUGUUGGCAAAAACAAGUAUUUAAUUUGCAUCAAAACAAUAUUUAGUUAGCUAUAUAGCAAUAAUAGCCAUCGUUAUGGCUAACGUUAACUAGUUAGCAAGCUAGCCAACUUGAUGUAAAGGGCAAGCUAUCUACCCAGCUAACAUAGCGCGGUUCUUAACGUUAUGUAAUGCUGGAUAUCAAUAACAUCAGCCAACUAGUCGCUUGUCGUGGAUAUAAUUGUUCUUUCAAUUUUGGGAAAGUUUAUCGGGGGCAUUUACUUGCAACGUUCACUGACCAGUCAACGUUAGCUAGCUUGUUAGGGAGCUAGCCCUUACAUCGUAGUUCGCUUUGCAUUACUAGAUAUUGUAGCAUUAAACAGGCUCCAGUGUACAGCUACGAGUUAGUGUUGCAGUGGAAAGUCCAGUCAGGUCAGAAGGCAUCCUGUUUACAGCGGAUAUCCACCUCAUAGUCAGUUUAGGAACACUUAGGUAAUCAUGCUGCACCAAUGCAUGCCAUUCGAAGAUACUUUUUGUGCAUUUUAAAUGUUGCACGAACUCGCAUUUUAGAACAGUUCAUAGCACCACAUCGAACAUUGGCCAAGUUUUAACACAGAUAAAGGGACGUCUAGUCGAACAUCAUCACGUGCACGGAGAUCAUGUACUGUUCUCCCAAGAGCCACACCAGUAAACUAGCCUCAAGGACUCUGUAACUAAAUUUAGCUCGCAAGGGAUGGAAACCAAUUUACUGAGGAUAAUGCGAGUACAGUUGUCUAGCUGACUUUACUUGGAUUGGAAGUAUCAACAUAAUAAGCUGGAGGAAAUCUUUAUAUAUACUCAUAUUACUUAGAUUUGAAUGAGUUUAAGCUAAUGUUGGGAUACUAGUGGAAAUGCAUAUGCAUUGUAAUUAAUUAGAAUGUUUACUAGCUAUUAUCUCAGAAAACAAAUACAAUAGGACAGGAGCUGUUGACAAACAGGCAUUACUCUGUCACUAAGACAUUUGAUGACAACGUUAUUGUGCAAGCUAUCACUUCCUGGUAGGACUGGAAACACAACAGGCCUUUAAAAAAAUAUACUCUUUACCUUUGUAUUGAUUUGCUUGUUGUUGGUAUUGCUAUGUAGUUACGCUUUGUCUUAAGACUAAAUUAAAAUAACACUGUAGAUAUUGCACAGUCAGUGGUGCCUGAAUUUCAUGUAUUUUGCUUUGAGAUAGCACACAAUUUAAAGUCCCCCACCAGCUAUUUCUUCUUGACUUUUCCUGUCACGCUAGAUUGUUCUAACACUGUUUCAAUUCGCCGGGAGCGCUGUUUCAACGGUCUACUGUAAGAUACUUGAAGAUUGCCUAUGACAAAAUGAGGAAUAUGCACCGAGCGCUCUCUGAAAGGAAUAAGCUCCCCACUAGCUGACGUGAGGAGUUGUAACUUUUGGACAUAGCUGGCAGACAGCAGCAGCACUGUGGAACUCUGUACAAAGAAACUUGAAGAAAAAAAGGAGAUGGUCACCCUGCUGUGACAUCAUUGGACUGGAGGAGAGAGGACACGGACACUCUCGAGCCGUCUGCAGCCAUGAGUCUCCGCCCCCCCACCUCAACACUGGACAGCCCUUUUGCUGCUUGGCUCAGCAGCCUGACGAUAGGAGACUCGGAGCGCAAGACCUCCAGCAGCCAGCAGAGGGAGCCUCUGGCUGACUUCCCCACUGAGAGCACAGGUCAAGGUCUGGUUCAGAGAUGUGUGGUUGUACAGAAGGACCAGCUAGGGUUCGGCUUCACUGUGUGUGGCGAGAGGAUCAAGCUGGUGCAGAAUGUUCGACCAGGUGGCGCAGCGGUCAAGGCAGGGGUCCACGAGGGAGACAGAAUCAUAAAGGUCAAUGGCUCGCUGGUGUCGUCCAUGUCUCAUCAGGAAGUGGUGAAGCUCAUCAAGUCUGGGACAUAUGUUGCUCUGACUCUUCAAGGGCCGCCCCCUUCAGCAGCUGCCCUCCCCCUACAUCCCCUCCCCACUGACCUCUUACCCAAUCAGCGGACGUCACUGGGAGGAGAAGCCCCGCCUCCACCACCUCCACCCCUCUCCCCCGGACUGACCAGCAACCCCUCCCAAAGGAUCACCAAACCACUGCAGAACCUAGACGUACAGAAACACGCCACUCAGAUCCUCAGGAACAUGCUGGAACAGGGAGAGGCUGAGCUUCAGGACUUGAUGGGGGAACUGUUACUGAACCCCUCCCCAUCCCUGGAGGAGCGAAUUGAAAGUGCCAAGCGGCGGGCCCAACAAGUCAGGGUUAAAAUCCAGCAAGAUCUGGAUGGAACUCGAUUGGAAUCUGUGACCAGCUAUGUAGUAGCAGGAGAAGGUCGGUUGUCGGGGGAUUCAAGUGAAGGAGACUUUGAGGCCUGUGAGAGCCCCCACUCCUCCCCCUCCACCUCCUCCUUCAGGACCCCCCUCUACCGGAGACAGGGCUCUGACACACACACCUUCUCCGACUCGGCUGGGAAGGCUCAGAUCAUUGGCCCAGAGGAAGAGGAGGAAGAGGACGACAGCUAUCCACUCAAUGAGAUGGACGGCCCAUUUCAGGACAUAGAACUUCUCAAGUCGCGACCGGCCCACAUGACCGUGUUCAUGAGAUACCUCUUCAGCCAGCUACUGGAUCCCAACCCGCUGCUGUUCUACCUAUCGGUGGAGGUCUAUCUGGGCUCCAGCCCUAAAGACGCCCGUGCCCUCGCCCCACAGAUCUGCUCCCACUUCCUGGACCCUGAUGCUCCGUUGAAAAUCAGAGUACGAGAAGAAUACCUGUCUGAUAUAGAGAGUCGACUCCAUGCCCAGGAGGACAUCAGAGGACCUCUUUCUGAGCUCCAACAGCAGGUGCUGCCUGACAUUCAGGACCAAAUACAGGAUUACAGGAGUAAGCAGAUGAUGGGUCUGGGUUCUCUGUUUGGAGAGGGAGACCUGCAGCAGCUGGAUGGAGACCCAGCCAAGGAGAGGCUAGUGGUGGACAGACAGGUCACUGCUCUCUGGGAAAUACUCUCGAAGCACGAAGAGGAGAGCAGUUCUCGUCUAGCCUCUGCGGUGCUGCUGUACCUCCGUCACUCAGGCAUAAAGCUGAGGGACUCCAGGGUGUUCCCAGGCCUCAGCACUGAGAAGGAGAAGUGGCUCUCCUUCUUUCCCAAGACCAAGAAGCUGAGCAGUUCAAAGAAAGAGAAGGAUGGAGAGGACAGGAAGAGAAACCCCAUCCUGAAGUAUAUCGGCAAGCCCAGGAGCACCUCUCAGUCCACCUUCCAUGUCCCCUUGUCUCCCACUGAAGUGCGCCCGGGCAGUGUGAGGAACAUCAUCCAGCAGUUUGAGAACCACACAGAGAUCCCCGGGGAAGAGGGGGCUGAGGGAGACCCUCCGAGACUGUCCUCCAGCAGCCUGGGAGAGGACAGCAUGGACAGCCCCACGGUGUCGAUGCGUCUGGCUCGUAGUGAGUCUCUGAAGGCGCAGGGGGAGGGGCGUCGGCGGGGCGGGUCCUCGGGGGUGGAGACAGUCCCUCGGUCCCGUAGCGACGUGGACAUGGAGGACUGUGGAGAGGAGAGUGAAGGGCCGGGCCUGAGACCCUUAAACCACAGCACCUCCUCUGCCUCCAGUAGCUCAGCACGAUCCUGCGAGAACCCCACCCCUCCGUACACCCCUCGGUCUUCCAGAAGAAAGAGUGUGGAGUUCCCAGUGGCCUUGCUCCCUGACGCCCCAGCCCUAGAGGAGGACGUGGUGGACAGUCACAACUGGCAGGAGACGGUGGCCCCGCAGGUCCUGGCUACUCUCUGUCCCCGAGAGGUGGACAGACAGGCUGUCAUCUACGAGUUGCUGACGACGGAGGCGUCUCACCUGCGUACACUCAGGGUGUUGGAUCAGGUGUUCUUCCAGAAGAUGAGGUGUGUUCUGAGCUCUGAAGAGCUGGCCUGCAUCUUCCCCAACCUGCCUCAGGUCUACGAGCUCCACGCGAGUCUGUGCGAAGCCAUGAAGAAGAGACGAGAAUCUCCCAUCGUUCAGGGCAUCGGCGACAUCAUGCUGGCCAGGUUUGAGGGCGUGGCGGGGGAGGAGUUUCAGGAGCAGGCGUCCCACCUGUGCAGUCAGCAGUCUCAGGCCCUGGAGCUCAUCAAGAACAAGCAGCGCAAAGACCCCCGCUUCGCACACAUCAUCCAGGAGUGUGAGGCCAGUCCUCACUGUAGGAGGCUGCAGCUGAAGGACCUGCUGGUGUCUGAGACGCAGAGACUCACCAAGUACCCUCUGCUACUGGACAACAUCCUCAAACACACAGAGGCCGGUUCCACAGACCUCCCUCCUCUCCAACAGGCUCAAGCCUGUUGCCGGGGGAUAUUGCAGGCCGUCAACGAGGUUGUCAGGGAGACGGAACACCGGCAGCGGCUCAACCAAUACCAGCGCAGGUUGGACCCCACGCCACAGUUCAAGAGUCUGGACCUGACCAGUAAGAGAAUGAUCCAUGAGGGUCCUCUCACCUGGAAAGUCAGUAAAGACAAAACCUUGGAGAUCCAGGCUCUGCUGUUGUCAGACCUUCUGGUGUUGCUCCAGAGAGGUCCAGACGACCGGCUGCUGCUGCGCUGCCCGUCCCGCUUUCUGGGGGGGGGAGGUGGGGGUAGCGGGGAUACCAAGGCCUCCUUCAGCCCCGUGGUCCAGCUAGACUCACUGCUGGUGCGCUCUGUGGCCACAGAUAACAAGGCCCUGUACGUCAUUAGCACAACAGAGCAGCAGAUAUACGAGCUGGUAGCAGGGACGUCCUCAGAGAAAAACAUCUGGAAGGACCAACUUGAAAAGACCAUCUCAUUGGCUGCUGGCUCCUCACCUUCGACCAAUAACAGAUCCACACCUAUUUUCUCCCCGAGUCUUGGUAAUGCUUCCCCUGUCUCAACUGGCAGCCAUGUCUACCAAUCAGACGACUCGAUGACGGAGCAGGCAGUUUCAAUGGGGACAAACUCUCCUAACAAUGAGGACAAUGAGCUCACGCCCACCACACCAACAGCGCAAUCAGGGGCUUUCCUCCACAGUGAGGGACGGGACUACGUCAAGAAGCAGAUUGGAGUGGCUGAGGCAGCUCUUGAAGACGUGGAGAUACUAAAGCGGCUGAUUUUCCACAACUUUGAGGAAGUUGGGUGGAGUCACGACUCGGACGGAACGCCCACAAACGAGACAGCCAAUGAGAGGAGCCCGCUCAAUGACGGACAGAGACUGGCAUCCUCUGAGACUCUUUUCAGUGCCAGUCCCAGCCAAUUGGAGGCUGAGCAUUCCGAAGCCCCGCCCUCGGAGGUGGGGUCCCCCAGUGUACAUGUUGUGAGGAAAGCUGUGGUUGCGGGCUCUCCUUCUAUCCCUGAUGACAUCACUGGUGUCAACCUCCACUCCGACCAAUCACCUGAGCCGAGAGGCGGGGCCAGUGUACGGGGAAACGUGUUCUACCUGGUGAUGCCUACAGAGCAGGGAGACGGACUGCUGGAUGAGAGUCACACAGAUGAGGUCAUUGAUCCCCCCACCCUGACCUCCACCGAACUUCCUGAUCUGGACCAGGAAGUGAUGUCAUCAAACAUUAAGCAUCAUGAGGAAGAAGGGCAGGUCUCUUCCACCCUGUCUGCUGGCAACCAAUUGGAGCCAGGAAAUCUGAGGCGGGAGGGAGGGCUUGGCCAAUCACAAAAGGUCCUCCAGAGCUAUGUGAUCAAACACGUGGAUGAGAUUUUCCACACAAUCGAGGAGCUGAUGAGCAAGCUGCACCAGCUGAGGGACAUCGAGACAGCUCAUCACCAGCUGCUGAAAACACUAAGAGAGCCGCCUGUCAAUCAGGAGUCGGAUGAUCUCCCUCGCAACCAGGAAACCGUCGUCAGGACGCCGUCUCUGGACCGGGACCCAGGGGAUAGUGAGUUCAGCGGUCAAGGGUCAUUCCCACCAUGUGUUGAAAGAUAUGAGCCAGCUAAGCCUGAGAUCCUCUCCACUGGAUUCUAAAGAUGUUAUCUCAAUGAGGAAUUCUUAAGACUCAUUCACCCCUGCUCUGCCGUAGACACGCACAUACACACUGAUGGACUGGGACCCCAGCCUUUACCCCCUACCCCACGUCUCACACCCCUAACCCUCAGCCCAAUCCUAGCAUACACUGCUCGUAGGAGCAGGAUCCAGAAAGUACUGUGAUGUCUUUGGUGUUGCCCUGGGAGACCAGGAAGUGAUGCAGGACUGAUGGCCCCGGCCCCCUGACACCGAAGGAUUUGCCCCCAACACGGGUUCAGGGUGAACUCUGACCUCUGUGGAGCCAGAGGGAGUCCAGGGACGAGAGAAUGGACAGAUGAAGGACAAAAAAAGGAAGAGACUGAAAAGUAGAGAACAAGUGAUGGAAAUGUGUGAAGAAGCAAAUAGAU